Molecule: messenger RNA, 9029 nt
Organism: Archocentrus centrarchus (flier cichlid)
Lineage: Eukaryota; Metazoa; Chordata; Actinopteri; Cichliformes; Cichlidae
Gene: smarca2
Product: SWI/SNF related BAF chromatin remodeling complex subunit ATPase 2
Exons: 34
Coding region: 170-4933 (1587 amino acids)
Biological process (GO): regulation of DNA-templated transcription
Cellular component (GO): nucleus
Molecular function (GO): histone binding; ATP binding
Source: RefSeq, a predicted model, not a curated record
GUAAUGGCGACACAAGACCCAAUUAAACAUGCCAGCAAAACAACACCGAGGGGGAGUGAACUUAUGGACAGCAGUCAUAUUUUGAAGCAAUAUUAUUAAAAUUCCAUCUAAUUGUCUGCAAUUUCGGUCCAGCAAAAAGCUGUCUGGUACCUUCACAGGUAUUCAGUAGAUGUCCACUCCUUCAGAGAUAUCUGGUGGUAUGUCACAUCCAGGCCCUUCUCCUGGGGCGGGAAUGUCCCCAGGGCCCAUCUUGGGCCCCAGCCCUGGACCAGAUCCUUCACCGAGCUCUGUUCACAGCAUGAUGGGACCCAGCCCUGGACCUGGAACACCCAGUGCACCUCAUGGCAUGCAGAGCCAGGGACAAAGUGAUUACUCUCAGGACAGCAUGUAUUCUAUGCACAAGCCCAUGGAGGGGAUGAAUGACAAGUCAAUGGCCGAGGCGAUACACUUUGGUCACAUGAAAGGUGUGGGGAUGAGGUCUCUCCAUAGUGGCAUGGGCCCUCCACAGAGUCCUAUGGACCAGCACAGCCAAGGAUACAUGUCUCCCCACCCAUCCCCCAUGGGAGUCCAUGAGCAUGCUUCAAGUCCCAUGUCAGGGGGUGGAGGUGGCCCUACACCACCCCACAUGCCCCCUGCCCAGUCAGGCCCAAUGAUGUCAAUGGAUCCCCAAGGAGGUAUGCCCAACAUGUCCAACAUGGCCCAGCAGGCGAGGGGAUCUUCUGCUUUUAGUCCAGUACAGCUGCAGCAGCUCAGAGCUCAGAUUCUGGCCUACAAGAUUCUGGGCCGUGGGCAACCGCUGCCAGAAAACCUUCAGCUGGCUGUGCAAGGCAAAAGGAGCCUACCUACAAUGCAACAGCAGCAGCAGCCGCAACAACAGCAACCGCAACAACAGCAGCCGCAGCAGGCGCCUAGUGCUAGUCCUUACAACAGGCCUCCAGGUAUGCAAAUGGCACCUAUGGGGGGCCCCCAGUCAAGUCCCUGCCCCGCCCCAACCAUGCAAGUACACAAUCAAAGCACAGGACCCAAACCUUGGACUGAUGGUCAGUGUCCUGAAAAUCAAGCCAUUGCACAGAAGCAGCUCACCCCUGUUGCUAGUGGUCGCCCGUCCCCUGCACCACCUCAGGCCUCUGCCGUGCCAGCUGGGCCCAUGCCAGGCAGUUCAGGGACCCCUCAGCCUCCUGGGCAGCAGGUGUCCGUCAUGCUCCCAAUGCAGCACAAGCAGAACCGUAUCACGCCUGUCCAGAAGCCUCAGGGCUUGGACCCAGUGGGAAUCCUGCAGGAGAGAGAAUACAGACUGCAGGCUCGGAUUGCGCAUCGAAUCCAGGAACUGGAAAGUCUGCCAGGUUCCCUACCUCCUGACCUCAGGACGAAAGCCACAGUGGAGCUCAAGGCUCUGCGUCUACUCAACUUCCAGCGACAGCUGAGGCAGGAUGUGGUGGCCUGUAUGAGGCGAGACACCACCCUGGAGACGGCCCUGAACUCGAAGGCUUACAGGCGCAGUAAGCGGCAGACGCUGAGGGAGGCACGCAUGACCGAGAAGCUGGAGAAGCAGCAGAAGCUCGAGCAGGAAAAGAAGCGCAGACAGAAACAUCAGGAAUAUCUCAACAGCAUCCUCCAGCAUGCCAAGGACUUCAAAGAGUACCACCGCUCAGUGUCUGGAAAAAUCCAGAAGCUCACCAGAGCCAUCGCCACCUGGCACACCAACACAGAGCGCGAGCAGAAGAAGGAGACGGAGAGAAUCGAGAAGGAGAGGAUGAGGAGACUCAUGGCAGAAGAUGAGGAAGGCUACCGAAAACUAAUUGAUCAAAAGAAAGACAAGCGUCUGGCCUACUUGCUGCAGCAGACGGAUGAAUAUGUGGCCAACCUUACCACCCUGGUGUAUGAACACAAAGCUGCUCAGGCUGCCAAGGAGAAGAAGAGGAGAAGAAAGAGAAAGAAGAAGGUGGAUGGAGAUGGUGAAGGGACCAGUGCAAUUGGACCUGAUGGAGAGCCCAUGGAUGAAAGCAGCCAGAUGAGUGAGCUGCCUGUCAAAGUGAUUCAGACAGAGACCGGGAAAGUUCUGCAGGGGACGGACGCCCCGAAAUCCAGCCAGCUGGAGGCUUGGCUCGAGAUGAACCCUGGGUAUGAAGUCGCCCCGCGGUCAGACAGCGAGGAGAGCGGCUCAGAGUUUGAAGAGGAGGAGGAAGACGAGGCGGCCAAAGCCGAAACGGAGAAGAAGAUAAUCAAUCCCAGUGGAGAUGAAGCUGCUGCCAAGCACAUCAUUGAGUCAGCCAAGCAGGAUGUGGAUGAUGAGUACAGUGUUCCUACUGGCCAAACCAGCUCCCAGUCUUACUACGGCGUGGCCCACGCUGUCAUUGAGAGGGUGGAGAAGCAGUCGUCACUGCUAAUCAAUGGCAUGCUCAAACAGUACCAGAUCCAGGGGCUCGAGUGGAUGGUGUCCCUCUACAACAACAAUCUCAAUGGCAUCUUGGCUGAUGAAAUGGGGCUCGGCAAAACCAUCCAAACCAUUGCCCUUAUCACCUACCUGAUGGAGCACAAGAGGCUCAACGGUCCCUAUCUCAUCAUCGUUCCUCUCUCGACCCUGUCCAACUGGGUGUAUGAACUUGAUAAAUGGGCGCCCUCUGUGGUCAAAAUUGCUUACAAGGGCACCCCUGCUCUGCGGCGUGGGCUCGUGCCUCAGCUCCGCAGCGGGAAGUUCAAUGUCUUGCUGACCACCUAUGAAUACAUCAUCAAGGACAAGCACAUACUGGCUAAGAUUCGCUGGAAGUACAUGAUUGUUGACGAGGGUCACCGCAUGAAGAACCACCACUGUAAACUGACGCAGGUGUUGAACACCCACUACGUGGCUCCCCGUCGGCUGCUCCUCACCGGGACUCCCCUGCAGAACAAGCUGCCCGAGCUGUGGGCUCUGCUCAACUUCCUGCUGCCCACCAUCUUCAAGUGCUGCAGCACCUUCGAGCAGUGGUUCAACGCACCGUUCGCCAUGACAGGAGAGAGGGUUGACCUAAAUGAAGAGGAAACCAUCUUGAUCAUCCGCCGUCUGCACAAAGUGCUCCGCCCUUUUCUCCUGCGCAGACUGAAGAAGGAGGUGGAGUCUCAGCUGCCAGAGAAGGUGGAGUAUGUCAUAAAAUGCGACAUGUCGGCCAUACAGAAGGUUCUGUACCGCCACAUGCAGAAAGGCAUCCUCCUCACCGACGGCUCAGAGAAAGACAAGAAGGGCAAAGGUGGAGCAAAGACCCUAAUGAACACCAUCAUGCAGCUGAAGAAGAUCUGCAACCAUCCGUACAUGUUCCAGCACAUUGAAGAGUCUUUUGCUGAGCACUUGGGCUAUCCUAACGGCAUCAUCAGUGGGCCUGAUCUGUACAGAGCGUCUGGGAAGUUUGAGCUCUUAGAUCGCAUCCUGCCGAAGCUCCAGGCCACCAACCACAGAGUCCUGCUGUUCUGCCAGAUGACCACGCUCAUGACAAUCAUGGAGGACUAUUUCAGCUACCGCAACUUUCUGUAUUUACGUCUUGAUGGAACCACCAAGUCCGAGGACCGAGCAGCACUGCUGAAGAAAUUCAAUGAGGAAGGCUCUCAGUACUUCAUCUUCCUCCUCAGCACCAGAGCCGGUGGCCUCGGCCUCAACCUGCAGGCUGCCGACACCGUCGUCAUCUUUGACAGUGACUGGAACCCUCACCAGGACCUUCAGGCUCAGGACCGAGCUCACCGCAUUGGUCAGCAGAACGAAGUGCGCGUGCUUCGUCUCUGCACUGUCAACAGCGUCGAAGAGAAAAUCUUGGCAGCUGCCAAAUACAAACUGAACGUGGAUCAGAAGGUCAUCCAGGCCGGCAUGUUUGACCAGAAGUCCUCGAGCCACGAGCGCCGCGCCUUUCUACAGGCCAUCUUAGAGCACGAGGAGCAGAAUGAGGAGGAAGAUGAGGUGCCUGAUGAUGAAACUCUUAACCAGAUGAUAGCGCGCAAUGAAGAUGAAUUUGAGCUCUUCAUGCGUAUGGACAUGGACCGUCGCAGGGAGGAUGCCAGGAACCCAAAGCGUAAGCCUCGCCUGAUGGAGGAGGAUGAGCUGCCUUCUUGGAUCAUCAAAGAUGACGCUGAAGUGGAGCGCCUCACCUACGAAGAGGAGGAGGAGAAGAUGUUUGGUCGAGGAUCUCGCUGUCGUCGGGACGUCGACUACAGUGACACGCUCACCGAGAAACAAUGGCUUCGGGCUAUUGAAGAUGGAAACCUGGAAGAGAUGGAGGAGGAGAUCCGACUGAAAAAGCGCAAACGCAAAAGACGUCAGGACAAGGACUUCGGCAGAGAGGACGGAGGCACAAAGGCCAAGAAGAGACGUGGACGUCCACCAGCAGAGAAGCUCUCCCCCAACCCGCCCAGACUCACCAAGCAAAUGAACACCAUCAUUGACACAGUGAUCAACUACAGAGAUGGGUCUGGAAGACAGUUAAGCGAGGUGUUUGUCCAGCUUCCAUCCAGGAAGGAACUCCCAGAAUAUUACGAGCUGAUCCGAAAGCCUGUGGACUUCAAAAAGAUCAAGGAACGUGUGAGAAACCAUAAAUACAGGAAUGUGGGGGAUCUGGAGAAGGACGUGAUGCUGCUCUGUCAAAACGCACAGACCUUCAACCUGGAGGGGUCCCAGAUAUACGAGGACUCCAUCGUUCUUCAGUCUGUCUUCAAGAGUGCCAGACAGAAGAUUGCCAAGGACGAUGACAGUGAUGAUGACAGUGACGAGGAUGAUGAUGACGACGAUGACUCGGAGGCCGAGGCCAAGUCAGUGCGCGUUAAGAUCAAGCUGAGCAGGGAGGCACGCAGCCACGACAAAGGCAAGAAGAGGCAAAGCCGAGGGAAGGCCAAGCCGGUGGUCAGUGACGACGACAGCGACGAGGACCAGGAUGAAAAUGAUCAGUCAGACAAGAGCAAAAGUGAUGAUGAGUGACGAAGGAGAAGCAAGGACGUGAGGAUAUUGUUUACAGCACUUACAAACAAAAGGAAAAUAUCUUCCAUGGCUGUUGUUCAGGUUCAUAUUCCUUAAACUUUGCUCCAUUUGUCUUCUGGGUCUGUCUGUAGUGCGUAUUCUCAUCUCCUCUCCCACCAGCUUGGAAAUGUAUUACUAACAAUUGAUAACAUACAGCAAUACCAAUCAGCUUAUAUUUCUCUUUUUAAGACAAUUUUGUAGUAUAUUUUUUAACUAUGUGCUUUAACAAAACACAAACAAAAAAUGUGUAGAAAAAAGAAAAAAAAUUGGACAUCCUAUUUGUGUUUUUGCUUCAUUUGUAAUCGCUUGCUUGCACUUUUAAAAAACUCAGUAUCCACAUUUUUAAAAAAGUGGAAUGAAACAAAAUGUGUAUCACCAAUGAAAUCGAAGAUAAUUUGGAUAAAUGGCAAUCAAUUUAUUUUUUUUUUGGUUUCAUUGUUUUAACGUGUGCUGUGCCAAAUGUAGACAAACUGGCUGUUAGCUUCACCCCGCCCACAAACAGCGUCUGUCCAAUCAUAGCUGGGCUUUUUUAAAACUUCUAAUAAAUGAAAUUAGCUAAAAGAUUUAGCAUUUAUCUGCCCUACAGAUGAUUAGGGGUCUUAGGGGUUACUUUAAAGACCAGCAAGCUCAUUGGUAAGUGGCUUAAAGUAGGCUGAGAACCUGCUGAUGACUAGGCCUCGUUAUUCUGUGAGUGGACACGUGUCACGUGUUUAACACUCCAGCCACGCCUCAUGCAGCACCGGCUAAACAGGCGCCAAGUGUUGAAGCUGAAAGAUGCUGUAACUGAAGAGUGAAGUCACACUGUUGGAAGCUGCGUUUCAUUAGAUGCAGAUUACAGUCUGAGCAGUCGUGUCACAGAUGUAGUGAGUCCUUUGCUCUUUGCCAGCACUUUGUGUCAAAUAAAGUGUGUGACUGCCUCAUGUUUUCAUUUGAACACCUUAUUUUAAGGGACUUUCAGGACAAAAAAAUGUCAGGUGUUCUCCUCAAAGCAGGUCUUUGUAAUCUGUUUUCACUUGAUUAUGAAGCAAAAACAAAAAAGGAGAGCCUCAAACGUCAUAGAUGUAAAAUAAAUGCAUAAUUAUUUGUUGUAAAGUAGAUGAUUUUAUCCUGUGCAUCAUAGAAGAAUCCAGUUAAAAUCCCGUUCGCGGUUGAGACUGGAGAUGGAGAAGUUUCAGGCAGGAAGUCCUAACUUAACGUUGCUGUGUGUUUGUGAAGUAAAGCUUCAGCUUCUUUCACCCACCUCGAACGCCCCAGUAAAGACUUCAAUCCUAAAGCAGGAGCACUUCUGCAGGACCCAAAACAUCUCGAUGAGAGCUGGUGAUUUUAUCUCGCAGAGCAGCUGCAGCCCCGAAGCAGCUCGCGCCCACCUUUACCUGUUCAGGGCGAGCCUGUGCAGUCUCUUCAGGAGUGGCUGAAUCUUCUGCUACUUCUGGCUUUUCCAGCUUCUCAGAAACUCCAGCCACUAACGGUACUUUAAUCCAGCGUCUCCCUCAGGGUGCACAGCAGUCGGCGGAGGUGCACUUUUGUCCCGUAUCAGGGAUUUCCUAGAACUCAAUUUUGCUUCACCCUCUUUAUCUAUACUUGUCAAGCUGACUCUCACAUGCACAUAUUCCUCACUGAUAUCCGUUUUAUUACCAUCAGUAACAGCGGGUUCUAUAUAAAGACUCUAAAUUGGAUAUGUCAGCUCAGUCUGUCUUGCCUGCAGCAGUGGCGGGCUCAGCGAGUCGCACAGUGUUACCACUCCGACCUCACAGAAAGCUGUCUUUGUGCAGCCUUUCUUACACAGUUGGCAAAAACAUUUCAAUGUCGAGCAUCAAAUGUAACCCCCACCUCAAUAUUUGUAUUUUUUUAAUGUAGCAACAGGAUGUGAUGUAAGACAAAAAGAUUACAUCAAAAUAAGAUGCAGAAAAAGAAACCUUUUAUUUUGUCAUCAUGCAGCUAAUUGUGCAGAGCUCCAUCUGCUGCAGCUCAGCUUUAACAUCGAGGCGUUCGGCCGCUCUGGGUCAGAUUCUGUCGUGUUCCAUCUAAAAAACACACAAGGCUGCAUCUCUGCUUUCCUCCGCAUCCCUCUGUGCUCACUGUCACUCCCACCUCGGAGCGUCAGCUCCGACUCUCCCAGAGCAGCAUGCUGGCUGCUGUCUUCCGCCUCCUCCUCUCCUCCAUCUCUCUCUUUAUUAGUUACAGCUGUCUCCCCUCAGCCCUCUCUUUCUUUCACCUGCCGCAGCAACUGUGGCCCAAACUUGGAAAUAUGAGAAACAAGUUUAAUGGUCAGAUGGUAACACUGGUCGGACCUUUUGUUGUACUAACGUGUGUUUGCUGAGGUUUGUAGGUUCUCUUUAAUUAUUACCUUUGGUCCAAAAUGUCCUCAGGAUGAAUCUUUUUGAAUCUCUUAUCUUUUUGGUGUUGAUCAGGGUUGAGAGAGUUACAGAAUUAACAUGAAUGCUUUCCAUUUGUACGACCAGCGAUGGAAGUCUUUGUAGCCCUGUGAGGGAUGUGAGGGGUUCCCCGAGCACUCGCGUUUUGCUGCUCACGCUGUUUGGCACCAUCAUCAAUUUACAACAGCCAUUCACUGUUAAGUACCCAGGGCUGCAGGGCAGAACAGACUCUGCUGUUCCCCACUUCACUUGGGUGAAGGUGCACGUGGGGACAGUGGGCUACACAGCAGUCCAGAAGAAGAAAAUAAAUGGCUGUAUGAAGGCUCUGUAAGGAGAAGCUGACAUAUAAGCACUCAGAGACCAAUCAGAGCAGUUUUACUGCUGUUUACACCCUAAUCAUAGCCACACUCUGAGUGACGAUUAGAAUAGUUUAGUGUGUUUAACAAUUAGAAAAUUAGUAGACUCUGCCUAACUUCUUCCAGUGAUUCUCCAUGGAGAGCCUUUAAUACUUCAUCAGUUUGGCUGUGUUAGCUUCUGAAGCCACAGUGUUCUAGAGGCACAAAGUGCACAGGUGUAUUCCUCACUCACCUUUAUCAACCUUUACGUUCUAGAUAUUCCCAAACAGUUUAGUUAGUUUAGUACCGACAGUUUUUCACAGCUCACUGAGCUCAGCACCUGGUUCGAGAGUAGAGGCUGCCCUGGAGUGGCCUCGGUUCUAAACACCCCGGGGUAUUAUAAUACUGUGAUAUCGCAGGUCUAAUGUACAGAGACUCCAUGUCCAGCUCCACCCUGUUAUUGCUAAAAAAGGCAAAAAAAAAAAAACACUUUACAUGCUUGCUUAUCAUUUUUGUUUUGAAUAGUUGAGAGUGGAGUUCUUUUUUAAAUAUAUGCCUGAAAGAAACCUCAGCUUUCAACAUUUUCUCCUCAUUUUGAAGCUUUACAGGCGCAGUAACUGUAACAGGAGGGGGCGGGGCUUAGCAAACAGUCAAUAAUGAGACAUGAUUGUGAAAGCACAGGCAGAUAUAUCUAAAAAUGUAUGUCUAUAAGCUGACAAAUUAACUUGACAGCCAUAAAUGUUGAAUGCUUUUUUAACUGCUUUGAGUAAGAGAAAUAUAAUCGCACAUCAUUUAGGGAAGUCCAUGUGUUUCACGUACUCUUCCUUCUGAUGUUUUCAAGCCUUUCUGUAUCAGUGUUGUUGCAUUAAGUUUCUUGUUCGAGUUAUUUUUGAGGAAGAAACGGGCCUUCGGCCGGUGUCUCGUUUCAGAUUCACGGGGGGACCUCAGAAAACUGUCAUAGCAGUAAAUGUCGUGUCUGAAUUUGUGACAGUUGUGUUGCAAAAGCAUCAGAAAAAUAAGUGUAACGAGCCGAGUCUCUGGUUACGAGAUUAAAAAUCAUGAUUUGAAUGACAUAUUUGAAACAGUGUGCUGAUUUAUUCAUUUGAAUCGAGGUGUUUGUGUUCCUUGUGAAUUAGUUCUAAGCCCUCAUUUUCUUUGUGUUAUUUGUAGCAUGAACCCUUUUGGCAGUAUACCUACCGUGCACAUGCAGAUAUAUCAUUUUUGUGUAAUAUGUGCUUGCCGACUCUCCGUAAGUGUGACUUAAUCUUUGCUUUCUUUGCACAGUGUCUUUGUGGUUGUAUCUCAUAGCCCAGGGCAAAUAAACAUCACUGAUUUCCAACACAAAAA